Messenger RNA from Trypanosoma rangeli, 1281 nucleotides. RefSeq lists its product as uncharacterized. Bases 1 to 1281 code for a protein of 426 amino acids. NCBI's taxonomy places the organism in Eukaryota, Euglenozoa, Kinetoplastea, Trypanosomatida, Trypanosomatidae. The transcript has a single exon. Gene Ontology annotation, molecular function: metal ion binding. The record is from RefSeq and is a predicted model, not a curated record.
AUGGCACUCACACCGGCACGGCGUCGGAAGCGCAACAAGCGCUGGCUUUGUGUUGAAUUCCCCACCGUGGAGGAGCUCGCGGGUGUCCCGGAGGAAAAGCUUGCAUCUCUCACCCUUCCAAAGGGAUUUUAUCUGUGGUUUCUCGCGCAUCACAUGCGAACCAUCUAUGCCACGCUGUCCGAGAACGUGUAUCUCACACACGGAGUACUGGACUAUCUCUACGAAUAUAGUCGCUGGGGGCCGAACAGGGUUCAGAACAAGCUGUUUUUAUGUACCUCGUACAACCAGAGUAAACAAUGCAAGAAUGGGUUUCUUUGCCGAGAAGUACACUGUCCCUUUACUGCAGAGAGCGCUCUGGAGGCCAGUGUUUUUAACGUCUUUAGCAACGCCAACGGGUGUCCAACCUCGGCGGAGCCGAAGGAAAAAGGCCCACGGUCCCCACCAAAUGCGUUGCUCUGGCAUGCGUUGCACUCACGAUGGACCCCGUCGUGGGCGUAUCCAGUACUCCCUUCAGGCGUCACAUUCCGUGUGGCGAUGCCAAAUAACCCAAAGCCUGUAGAGAAAUUUGACAGUGGGCGGCUUUUUGUGACCAAAGUUGUGCAGGAGCAUUAUGGACGUUUCUUACGCAACGAACCUCCAGCUGUUGCCCUGCAGCACUGUGCCAACUACUCCAAAAAUGGCGUCUGCUGCUUUGGUCCAAAUUGUCAGUUUGUACAUGUGGUGAGCUACGCCGGAGAGCGCGCGGAGACGGAGCGAUCCCUGGAUGAGGAUUCUACAAAUAGUGAAAAUUGCAAUAACAUCGCUUUCCAGUCGACGUCAACCGCACAGAAGAUGAGUACCAUGGCGCCUACGGACAGUUCCGCGGAAACUCUAAGGACAGGUUGCUCCAUGUUGCGCCUUUCGCUUCCCUCGUCGCCCGCCGCCUCGGCGACAGCGUCAUCAGGCGUUGUUCCCACGCAAAGUAAGACAUCUGACACCAACAUGCCAAAUACGCAGCUUGUAUUUUUUCCGGCGCCUGUACGCCAAGCUGCGAACGUGCCGCCACACGGAGAUCCCUACCAACCGCAGCCACAACAGGAAUUACAACGGCGGCAAUUUGAACCUGGUCCACCACCGGGGAACCCAUCUUCUUAUUUUGCGCCCACCUCGCAGUUCUACCUCUUGCAAGGACCAAAAACCCCACUGUCAUUAUCGGCUCAUGAAAUGUAUACAACAUUUAUGUUCCCUCCACAGGAGGUCAACAUGAAUGACGGAUCAUCUCUUUGUUUUAUGUCGUAUUGA